This is a messenger RNA of Nipponia nippon (crested ibis), 468 nucleotides long. The record is from RefSeq and is a predicted model, not a curated record. NCBI's taxonomy places the organism in Eukaryota, Metazoa, Chordata, Aves, Pelecaniformes, Threskiornithidae.
AUGCCCCUGUCUCAGAGCAGGGCCGGGCAGGUGCCAUGCAGCAGCAAGGUGUGCAGGAACCUCUUUGGCCCCGUGGACCACGACCAGCUCCAGAAUGACUUUCAGGACCUGUUGAGGCAACACAUAGAAGAAGCUCAGCAGCGCUGGAACUUCAACUUUGAGACGGAGACUCCCUUGGAAGGACACUUCAAGUGGGAGAGGGUCUUCCUGGAUGAGCAGCCACCCCAGGAGGUCCACAGCCUGAUCAAGGUCACUGGCAGUGAGAGCAGGAGCUCCUUGGUCCACAAGGUCCCCUCCAAGGACCAUCCUGGCAGGAUUUGCCCUGAGGGGUCUCAGCAGAGCUCGGAGGUUUGCAGGGCUGGUUCCCCACACAGCUUGAAACGUGGGCAGACCACCAUCAAAGACUUCUAUAGCUCCAAGCGGAGGGUCAUCCCCGACAAGCCCAAGCCUGACAAGCCCAAGCCAUGA